Molecule: messenger RNA, 1560 nt
Organism: Pieris macdunnoughi
Lineage: Eukaryota; Metazoa; Arthropoda; Insecta; Lepidoptera; Pieridae
Source: the annotation of a GenBank genome assembly
AUGUCUGACGUGCCUGAUCUAAGUUCUGAUGAAGAGCAUUACGAGGAAGAUGAAUGGCAAGAAAUGGAAACCGCUAACACAGCCGUAUCUUGUCUAUUUUGUACGACCUCACUUCCAUCGAUCGAAGAAGCGGUGUCCCAUUGUGAAGCUGUACAUGGUUUUAAGUUAGGUGAAUUAAAAGUAAAAUUUAAUAUGGACUGUUAUUCAUACAUAAAGCUUAUCAACUACAUUACCACACACAAAGCUGAACCUCAGGUUAUUAUGGCCUCGGACAAAGCUUUGUGGGAUAACGAAAGGUAUUUAAAACCAGUAGAGAAUCAUGAAUGGCUUAUGUUCGAUUUCGAUUCCUUAGCAGAAAAGCCUAGUUCUCCUAAAUCAUACCAUGCUAAUGUUGAAAAUGGUUUAGUAACAUUAUCUCAAGCACAUUUUAUAGAACUUCAAAGGACAAUUCAAACACUGACACAGCAAUUAAAAGAGAGUAAAACUCACUUGCAAUUGGCUAAAGAAGACAUGUCUAAAAUGAAAGAAUCUAUGAAAUCUCUUGUAAAUAGUGGACCCCUUGGCAAAAGUGAUGAAAGUAGUUUGAUAAUUGAUUGCGUGUCAAAAGUGCCUUUAGAAAGUGAUGAGGGAUACUUCAGUAGCUAUGCUCAUUUUGGGAUUCACUAUGAUAUGCUAUCUGACAAAGUUAGAACAGAAAGCUAUAGAGAUGCAAUUCUGAAAAAUAAAGAUACUUUUAUGGGAAAAAUUGUGUUAGAUCUUGGUUGUGGUACAGGAAUUCUAUCAAUGUUUGCAGCAACGGCUGGAGCUAAGAAAGUGUAUGCCCUUGAUCAGUCUGAUGUCAUUUAUCAUGCCAUGGAUAUUAUUCGAGAAAAUAAGCUUGAAAAUGUUAUACAAACAGUAAAAGGAAGAUUGGAGGACACAAAAUUGGAUGAAAAAGUUGAUAUUAUUGUGUCAGAGUGGAUGGGAUAUUUCUUAUUAUUUGAAGGAAUGUUGGAUAGUGUUAUUUAUGCAAGAGAUAGAUGCUUAAAUACAGGAGGGUUGUUAUUACCUAAUAAAUGUAAUAUAAGCCUGGUGGCUAAUGGUGAUGUAGAUACACAUAAAAAAUUAAUAGAAUUUUGGUCAAAUGUAUAUGGUUACAAAAUGAAUUGUAUGAAAUCUGAAGUUGUCCGAGAAGCAACAAUAGAUCUGGUUUCAUUUGAGAAUGUUUUGUCUGAACCUUGUGUUGUUAAAGAAAUAGAUAUAAAUACUUGUACAAUUAAUGUAAUGAACUUUGAAUCAGAUUUUAAGUUGGUUGUUAAUAAGGGUGGUCAUCUUACGUCUUUGGUUGGUUAUUUUGAUACAUUCUUUGAAUUACCUGAGAAUGUGUCUUUCACAACUGGUCCUCACAAAACACCAACACAUUGGAAACAAACUGUAUUCUUUUUUAAAGAUUGUAAACAAGUCAGCAAGGGUGAUGUUCUUCAAGGUAAAAUUAUUUGUACUAGACAAAAAACUGAUGUGAGGUCACUUGGUGUUGAAAUUCAACUUUUCGGGAAAGUUCAUAGAUAUAUUCUUAACUGA